UCUCUCCUGUGGGGAUGCCAUAGCAUGGCUGGCUGCCGCCGCCGCCCCCGUUCUCUGUUACCAGGUCUCCCCUCGUCCAUGUUGAAUCCACGACCUCCUCUCCCCAUUCGCGUCUCCAUCACCUGACGCCGCCUCGUUUGAAGAUCGCCGCCGCUGUCUCCGGUGAAGCCUACCGCCUCCCCUGUAGGACUGCACCACCUCCCUGUCCAGAGCCAUGUUCUCUCCCGUCGAGGUCCCUGUCGUCAUCUUCCCUUUCCAAGAUCUGAGAUUGACGAUGAGGCGAAGGUUACGUUCGGCAUCGUGUUUCAUAGGCGCUCAUGAUCCCCUCCAUGAUAACUCUUCAAUUUAAUGAUGCACUUCAAAUUGUAUAUGCAUGGUUUGUCAAAAAAGUAUGUUCCAACUAGCUUCAUAAUGGAGGACCAAACAAAUUUGGACUUAUGGGUCAGCAUCAGUGAGGAGGAAAACGUCAAAGCUUCACCUACGGACGACUGCAGGUCCAGGUCCUUGCAGUUAUGGCGUGCUCCACUAUCUACGUGCGGGAAAGGCAGAUAAGCGGCUAGAGGGAGAUGCGAUAAAAGAAAGCCAGACUUGUUUCAACUUCUGACGUACUAUCAGCGACGAUCCCAUCACCCACAGCAGGUUGUAGUCCCACACCUCUUCAAUGGGAUCAAGCGAGUGUGUCCAUUACAAUUCCCAACACUAAGAGUUCAACAGUUCUCGAGUUUGCACUUUGGUGUUGUCCUCUAAAACUUUAUGAAGAUUGUUAACCAGUUUUCUUGUAUGAAACUUUGUCUUAUUUCUAAAAUUUCUUAUAGAGGAGGAGGAACUCAUGGGAGAAAAAAAUGAGGAUUUAAAAGACAGGAGGGAGAUCUUAUGGGAUAUUUCAAUUUUCACUUCUUGUUACCAAAUGUAUUGCCCCACAAAAAGCUGCACUUCAGCUUAUUCCAAUCAGAGGCAUUGUACUCUCUACUCUCAUGCAAGAUUGAAUUGUUUGAAAUAAUACAUGGAUAUUUGGGUGAAGAAGAGAAGGAGUAUCUAAGGACAGAUGUUCUCCUAAGUGAUCUGAGGGUUAGAAAUUUCCAAUUGGUUGAACGCAACCUCAGGCACAACAAUACUAUUGUAUACAGAAUCAGGUCUAAUAGUCAAUGUGAUGGAAGAAUUCAUAAUUGUGUUGUCAUCCGCAAAUAUGACUCGGCUUCCUCUGUUUCGUUGUGCUACUGCAGAGUGUGUGGUGCAGGAGAAUAUUGGCGUUCUAUGGGAGAUGGGAGUUCGAAAUGCGGGGGUCUAGGCAGCCGACGGCCUGAGUGUGAUCCUGCAGCCGUCUAUAGAUGUUUUUUUUGUUCGAAUGGUGCUUGUUUGGCUUUCUCUCAGAAAAAAAAGGUGCUUGUUUGGCUUGGACCUUACUUCAUUUGUAGGCCCCAACUAUAGUUCACUAAGUCAGCUUCAUCAAUUCCAAGGAAAUUUGUGCUGCUCUAUUAGCUUGACUUUCAAGGACUCUGAUGGAGGUCUCUCGGAGAAUAGUAUCGUAGCGAACAUUAGGUUAACUUUGUAGAAUCAUCAAGGUAAGUGGCACAUACAUCUUCUAAUGUAAGUAAGCACAGUUCUCUCACCAACUAAUGAAAUUUGUAAUGUUCUGCUGAUCA
This is a messenger RNA of Lolium rigidum, 1643 nucleotides long. RefSeq lists its product as uncharacterized. The record is from RefSeq and is a predicted model, not a curated record. The coding region runs from base 874 to 1428 and encodes 184 amino acids. The transcript has 6 exons. Lineage: Eukaryota; Viridiplantae; Streptophyta; Magnoliopsida; Poales; Poaceae.